AUGGAGGUCCAUACACAUGGUUGGCCUGAGCACUUGUCCGAGGAUGCCGUGAAAAAGAGGCUGCAGCCUUUCAUGGACUGCCUGGGCAUCGAGGAGCACGCCUUCAGCUGUGACAAGCCUCGCAGGCAAAAAUGGGCCAACUUGACUUUUCUCGACAUCAACGAUGCCCACGCAUUCCUGCAGAAACAUGGCCAACAGUGUCUCCCACCCAUGGGCCAGUCAGACAGCCAUCUCGCCGUCAAUGCCUUCAGCGGCAACCAGAGGCACCCCAGGGGUAUGCGCCGCAAAGCCAGACUGCAACUAAUGGGUCAUGACAUCUUUUGCUCCAAGAGCAACCGCCAGUCUGUCCCCAACGAUGUUCCUGGGAGACCAAACAACAUCACCCUACGAGGUCUGAAGCACGCCGCUGCAGAGAAAGCUAGACCGACUCGCAGGAUUGAAAUAGAGAAAGGCCCCGAAGUCUUCCAAGUGACUUCGCUCAGCUGUGGACAUACGAUCUUUGUUGGUGAUGAGCUCGUUUAUCUACCCGAGGUCGAGUUUCAGGACGUGGGCGUUGCGAAGUUCACUCGCCAGACUCUUCUUAUCAAACUUGAAAGCCACCACGUCAUCAAGAUACCCCUUGAGACUGUCCGAGAUCUCGUUUGCAGUUUCCAGCAUAUCUUGACGCUUACCCUUGCCGAAGCGCCGUCUUUUUUCGAGGACCUCGGGGAGUUGGACAGUCUCCUGCGACAACUCACUAUUUCAAGAGGUGGCCAGAUCGGGGGCCCUGGGCCCACACGAACCCGGCUGUGCGCCCUCAAUGAUCAGCAUGUCAAAGUUGUCGGCCAAUGUCUGGUGUACCAGCUACGGGUUACUGGUACUGACCUUCAACGCAAGCUCGGGUCACUCAAGCACCACGACGUAGUACCCGCUGUGUCCUAUGACUUAAUCACGCAAAGGACGGCGCCUCUGCAUCUCGGAACUUCUUCACUAGCCAUGAGCAAGCUAUUGAGAGAACUCGCUAUGUAUGCUUACUCGGACCAACUGCCUUUCGGCAUCUUGUUUCAGCUACAGGCUUUGGCUUGCAAUGCCUACUACCAUCCGGGAACGGUCUUAGCACUGGCAAAGCAGCUCUGCAAGGUCUUCAUCGUAGACAGGGUAGCCGGCAAACGACCAAUCUCCGUUACUGCUAUGAAGAAGCUGAUGAAGGAUACUCCAUGGCCUAAGCCUCACGACGAUCCGUCCUUGUUCGAGGUUCAAGCCAUAGUGGAAUAUCUCCGUGAAGUCGAGGACAAAAUAGUCAGCAACGAAUUGUUUAGACAAGGACUCUUGGCUCCAACCCGAAACCUGGCGCUGAUCCACCGAGUCACUGUUACGCCGACUCGAACUACACUACACGGUCCUGAGCCGGAGGCAAAGAACAGAAUCCUUCGCAAGUUUCCAAAUCACCACGAGUACUUCUUGCGGGUACAGUUCUGCGACGAAAACGGCGAGGACCUCUAUUUCAACCCAAGUGUCAGCAAUGACAAGGUGUAUGAGAGAUUCAGGGAGGUGUUUCGAAACGGCAUCCACAUCGCUGGCCGGGCGUACAACUUUCUCGGAUUCUCGCACUCUUCUCUGCGCUCUCACUCAGCAUGGUUCUCAGCUCCUUUCGUCGACAAUGGAAGGCCUCAAGCCUAUUUCGACAUUAUUGGCGAUCUGGGACAUUUUCGGAAUAUUCGUUCGCCUGCACGGUGUGCUGCUCGUAUCGGCCAGGCUUUCUCUGAAACACCAUACUAUGUGUCACUGGAUGACUUCAACGUUACUGUACGUCUGGUGCCAGAUGUAGAGCGCAAUUGCCGAGUAUUCAGCGAUGGCGUCGGUACGAUUUCAUGGCAAGUGGUUUACAACAUCUGGGACGUAAUCCCUCAGAAGAAGUCCGCCCCGACAGCCUUUCAAGUUCGAUUCAAAGGCUCCAAAGGCAUGCUUGCUCUGGACACCUGCUUGACAGGAUCUGAGGUACGUAUCAGACCGUCCAUGAAGAAGUUUGAGAGCGACGAUAAGCCUCAUCUCGAAAUAUGCGACAUGGCCUCCAAACCGAUUCCGUUGAUGCUCAAUCGCCAAAUGAUCAAGAUUCUAGAGGACAUGGGAUGCAGCAGUGCUUGGUUCUUCAGCAUGCAGAAUAUGGAGCUAGCGAGACUUCGGGCUGUGACCGCAGACGCGUACAACGUGGCCAAAUUCUUGAAAUACCAAAACGUCGGUGAAACCAUCAGGCUUCAUCGUAUGCUCUCACUGUGCGAGAACAUGGGCGUUGAUUACCGCAAGGACAAGUUCCUUCGAUCAGUCGUCGAGGCCAUGGUGCUCCGUGAGCUGCGUCUGCUCAAACACAAGGCAAGAAUUCCUAUCCGCAAGGGGAUUACCCUGUUCGGGAUCAUGGACGAGACCGGGUUCCUCAAGGAGAACGAGGUCUAUGUUACCUACGAUACCAUGGGUGAUCGCUUUGAUGAACCACCUGGACCCGGUGCUAUGAUUGUCACCAGAUCUCCGGCCCUGCAUCCUGGUGAUAUCCAGGUACCGCGAAACGUGAUCCCGCCUCGAGGGAGCCCACUCCGGGAGCUGUCAAAUGUCAUUAUCUUCAGCCGCCACGGCCAGCGAGAUCUUCCGUCUCAGCUAUCAGGUGGCGACCUGGACGGUGACAUUUUCAACGUCAUCUGGGAUAAAGGAGUCAUGCCUCAGCGCACUUUUCCUCCUGCAGACUACCCACGCGUGGCAGCAGUAGACCUGGGUCGUGAGGUCACCGUGGAGGAUAUGACAAACUUUUUCAUUGACUUUAUGAAGUUGGACCACCUUGGUGUCAUUGCGACAAGACAUAUGAUUCUAGCCGAUCAAAUGGAAAAAGGCACACUUCACCCGGACUGCCUGAAGCUGGCUGAGCUGCAUUCUACGGCUGUGGACUUUUCCAAGACUGGCGUUGAUGUGAACCUGGGAGAAUUACCACGGGCAAACAAAUUCAGGCCUGAUUUCUUGGCUCCAGGUCCCGAAGCCCGCGUUCUGGAUAAAUCUACCAUUGAGCUCGAUGAAUACAUUAUCGAGCCAGCCGCUGAUGACGAAGAGGACCAGUACAACCGCCAGCGACACGUCUACUACAAGUCUGAGAAGCUUCUUGGCUAUCUUUUUCGUGCCAUAGACGAGCAAGAGAUUUGGCAAGAGGACGUGAGGUCCAAAGUGCCAUCCAUAGACGGUUCAUCUUUCUGGGACGACUUUCUCAACAAGACACGACCUCGCUACGAAGCCAUCGUGGAGGACUCACACGGCUGGGUAGGCCGCCUGCAAACGGCGCGCGAGAUCCGGGGAUGGUACGAGGAGGCUAUCUCGGACGCUAUGGGGCAGUACUCGACACACCCGACCAAGCCACUCACAGAGCUGGAGGUGUUCGUCGGCAAUGUUCUCAACCGGUCGGGCGUGCAGACGCACCGGCAGCGCGACAGCAGCAUCAAGCUGAAGGACGAGAUGGGCCGCAUCACCACUUUCAUCACGGGUCAGAUGCGCAAGGUCAGCCACGGCUCUGAAGCCGUGCCCCUGACUGGUUACCAGACGGAAUUCGACAACCUGCACCUGUGCCUCGCGUGCGUGCAUGCCGGCUGCGAGGACAACGCUGGCCCGCGAGAGAGCAGGUAUGAGGGCAUGGAGAGCUUCAGGGUCGUCGCGGCCUGUUCCCUGCUUCUAGAGAUCAGCUUCUAUGAGAUGGGUCAGCGUGGUGGCGGUGGCAUCGUUGGUCUUAGUGGCGGCCGGCAUGGUCCUGCUACUACGAUGAACGGCAGGGGCAGGUAUGCCAUGGUCCCUCCACCGGCAGAUACUCUCCCGAUCUGA
Molecule: messenger RNA, 3828 nt
Organism: Diaporthe amygdali
Lineage: Eukaryota; Fungi; Ascomycota; Sordariomycetes; Diaporthales; Diaporthaceae
Exons: 3
Coding region: 1-3828 (1275 amino acids)
Biological process (GO): siRNA processing
Cellular component (GO): nuclear RNA-directed RNA polymerase complex
Molecular function (GO): RNA-directed RNA polymerase activity
Source: RefSeq, a predicted model, not a curated record